This is a messenger RNA of Polychytrium aggregatum, 6540 nucleotides long. RefSeq lists its product as uncharacterized. Gene Ontology annotation, cellular component: transcription factor TFIIIC complex. The transcript has 15 exons. The record is from RefSeq and is a predicted model, not a curated record. The coding region runs from base 178 to 6288 and encodes 2036 amino acids. NCBI's taxonomy places the organism in Eukaryota, Fungi, Chytridiomycota, Chytridiomycetes, Polychytriales. Gene Ontology annotation, biological process: transcription initiation at RNA polymerase III promoter; 5S class rRNA transcription by RNA polymerase III. Gene Ontology annotation, molecular function: DNA binding.
GUGGAGGCUGCCUGGGGUUGCAUGUCUGCCUGGAUGGUUUCGAGGAGAACUGCGUCUGCCUGCCGAACGGCGAUCGACCUGCAGCAGUCCUAUCUGACCGAUUGUGGUCGCUCCUGCUGGAUGAAGCGUGCUCAUUUCGAUUGCAUCGAUCCUCAAUAGACCCACGAACGAAUCGAUAUGGCAUCCAACCUGCAUCAGUGGCUGGCAUACGCACACGAGGAAGUGGCCCGGGAGGGGCUCGACGGGUGCACCGUCGAUGCGCUGUUCAAGUGUCUCAGCAAGCGCAUCGAAUUGGCUUCCCAGAACGCACCGGGCUUUGUCCUCGAUCACUUCCAGCAGAGUCUGGUCUUUUCACAUUUGACUAAAUCCCGAGGGAUCUUGUUCUUUGUGUGUCCGUCCAACCAUCCAGAGGGCUCUUUUGCCAAAGCUCAUGAUCAAAAGGCUACGGUGGAAGACUCUGCAUUGCCAAAGGAGCCUGCUAAAUUGUCGGGCCCGCAGACCACCCCAAAGUCCACACCACGACGACCGGCAGGCAAAGCGAAAGCAGGCCCCUCCGCCACCAGAUCCAAAGGAUCUCGCACAGCCAAGCGAUCAUCCAAGCGAGCUGCCUCCGAUGGCGACUCCGAUGGCUCUGUUGCUGCUGAGUCGGGCAGCGGUGAUGACGGCAACGACAAUGGCAAUGACGGGUACGACGACGGAGCCUCGGACCGCGAGGAACAGCCCGCCCAGCGACCCUCAUCGAGUCAAGCAAAGAAACUGGCAACCAAUGACGAGCUUCCGAGGCCGGACGCCAUCCCGGUGGAUUCAGAAAUCCUGCGUCAAAUGUCUUUGUCUGCGGUACAGGACACAUACGGAGCCAGCCUGAUACUACGAGCCCCUCGGAAGCUGAUCGAGCUUGAAUGCUUUGGCGGCCGAGAGCCUGCAUCCAAGGCCGUGUCAAACCAUCUUCGUGUCUUAGCUCUGAUUUUGAAGGGCAGAGCCAACGGAGUCACCCAGGUCGAGCUGUCCAGGAUGAUCAAUAUGACCCCAACCAGCACCUACGCAAUUAUCAAGCCUUGGGUGGAUGAGAAAAUCAUAUACAAAGUUAAGGUAUCGCUGAAGGGCGUGACUAAAACCAACCUAUUGAUUCACCACAAGUUCAUCCACCAAAAUGACGCUUAUCAGAGCUGGCAGAUCGCCGUGUCCUCCAGCCAUCACGAUCCGGCUGCUCGCUUGUCCUCGUUUGAUGGGGCAACGAGCUGCGGGAGCGAUCGCGUUCAACUGGAGGCAUGGCGAUGCCAAGUCACACAUUUGCUCAGUGCUGCAAAGAACCAAGUGCUCAAUGCCUUGGAUCUCUUGCAGCUAUCAAAUCUCGACGCAAGCCAAAAGCUCGAGCGCCGGUGGUUUCUCCGACAGAUCGUGUGCAUGCAACGUGGUGGAUACGUGCAGCUGAUCAACAUCCCAAAGCGAGAGAACGGCGAAAUUGUGCACGGAUACCAGCGAUGUGUGAGGUUGUGCAAGCCGUACAUCCCACUUGAGGCAGCUGCCGAAACUGGAGCAUCACCCGCCAGCAAAACACUCUCCAAGUACCAAAAGGAUCAGCAGAGCACCGAUCCUGAUCGAGACUUGAUCAUCGGCAAAGGUUCGAUCGCACCAGAAAUGCACGUCGAAUGGCAAGUCUUCCACGUGAUAGAAGCUUCAGGCGUCGCGGGCGCUAUCGCAGCGGUUAUCACCAGAUCCCUCAACAACCUCGGCGACAAGAUCAUCGAGCGCAUUCUCUUCAAACUGUGCUCUCCCGUCGAGAAGAAGAACCCAAACAGUGCGCCCGUGAUCCGUGUUGGCGAAUGGUUUCGUCGCGAGCAUCGCUACAGGUACUUCACCCGCGAGGCUUUCGAAAAGAAGAAGGACUCCUCGACAGACAUCCAGCCGAACGAGUGGGACCGCAUCGGGGCUUUUGUUCCCUCCAUCUUGGAGAAACGCAAGAUGGAGCAUCGACUUCUCGAUGUCACAGAGGAUGGUUCUGAGCAGUUGACCACACCAAAAAAGAGUCGCAUCGACGAAAUGGAUCCAACAGCGACAGCGUCCUUGGAGCUUAUGAAAGAGGAGCCAAGGAUUGGAUGCCAAGCAUGCCACAGUAUCGGCGUCAGCAGGCUGAUAACGUGCAACCACUGCUCGAGUCAGUACCAUUUUUCUUGCUGCAAUCCUCCGCUCAAGAGUUACCCAACGUCUCUGUGGUACUGCAGCAAGGAUUGUGGGUCCAAGGCAACGCUGCCUUCGAAUGUAUUGACUUUCGAUAGCAGUGUCGAAGCUGCGGCCAGCGUGGCCAGCCCAUCAGCAAGCCAGCGCGUCAGAGGAAGUUCGCAGCUCAACAUCACCCAGCUGGAGCGUCGGCAGCUUCUACUUGAGAUCAUUCAAGAGCUGGAAAUCGUCGAAUGUGGUACCCGCUUUGAACUGUACUAUAUGGAGCAGUAUGCCAAGAAGCACGGCAAGGAGCUUGGCUAUCGAAUCGAUCGAGCAACGUUCCGGCGCCUUGCUGCCAGUAUGGAGCAAGACGGUCAACUCAAGGUCUAUAAUGUGCAAAUUCCGCGCCUCAACGGAAAGCACUAUUUCAAGAUGCUCCUGAUCCGCAACGACAUCGAUACAGGUUCCGAGCGGGUCCGCGAGUAUGUCCGCAACCUGGUCAACCGGAAUGUCGAGAGCUCGGUCAGCAAGAAAGUCAGGCUGCAAAGUCUCCCUGUCGACGACGAUCUUGUUGUGGAGCGGGUCUUUGUGUCUCAACAGCCCUUGACCGUCACGACCUGGCAAACAGGCCAAGAGGACCACGAGCCUUUGGCGAACCAAAGCGACAAUCACGAUUCGCUCGCUAGCCAGUCCAGCCAUAAGCAAGAUGAUUACAGUGGCGACACCUAUUGGUCCAACGUCGCUGCGACCUAUGGAUGGAUCAGUGCCAAGUAUAUCCGCGCCAAGGUCUUCCAUCGAUUUAUCUUAUCGAUGAUUCUCGAUCAGCGAGCCGAGGACACUUCGCCCGACAAUGGCAGCGGCGCCUCGGCGUCUUCAAAGGGUAGUCGAGAGUACAAGGGCAAUGGCGUACUCGACAUCGCCAAGAUCAUCCGCGAGAUGCCUUUGGAGACGAUGCUUUCGCUUGUCAGCAUAACGGUGGACCACCCACCUCUCAGGGAGUAUAUCCAGAGCGCAGAGAAUCGCUCCAAGAAAAUGUGCGAGGUUGAUCCCAAAGUCCUGAACUUUGACAGGUCCAUCACCAGGAUCAAGUCCAACAUUCGGCUCGUCAUCGAGACCCUAGAAAUGUUCAAGGUUCUGGAGCGGAGCGCGAAGCCUCUUGCAAGCUAUGCGGUUGAGGGAAACAACCAAGUGGCUGAGUUUCGGCUUUGCAAGAUUGUCCCUGUAUACAACUAUACCGAUCCCAACCAACCCUACCUCAAGUCGUUCGAUAUUGAUAGUUACCAAAGCUUCCAGGGCUUUUGGUCAUAUUUGCAAUUCAUUUGCGAAACCUUCGCGACGCGAACAAGGAAACGAGAACAUCCGGCAACAAGCCCCAAGUCGCAUAAAGGCAUGCCCCUCCAUGAAAUCGUCCAAAACCCACGCAACUGGAGACAGAGCUACCAGUUCGGCCCGCGGGAAAAGGAGUGCCUGAAUGGUUACAUUAUCUACGAUGGCGAAGUCCCCAAAGUGCCGCUCAACAACGAUUCCACUUUGCUCAAAAUCGCUCGCGACCACAGUCUUCCGCUUGAAAAGAUCAAGUUCUAUUAUCGCGGCGUCAUCGACGACUAUCAGAAGCGCCUCAAUUUCCAGGAACGCCAGGCGAACCAGAACAAAAUAUCGCGACUGGCCAAAAUAAUGCGCCGGUCGGUGGCCCGCAAGGGCAAAGCCCAUGGCCGCCGCGCCAAACGCAAUGCCGGCGACAGCAACAGCGACAGCGACAGCAGUGGAGAUGAGACGUGGAGAGACAACGGGCACGGCCAUUCCACUAGCAGCCAUACCAAAGACGAGGCCAGCGAUGUACUAUCGCCGCGUCGCUCGACUCGGCAACGUGGACUCAAGUCCCGGGAUGACCUGGUCAACAUCGAUGCCUUUGAAAGUCGUCCGAUCCAGGAGCAUGUGCCCGUGAUCACAGACGUACAGACUUUCAACAAAUCGCUCCUGUUCAAAAAGACACGAUAUCGCUAUCCCUGGUCCGCCGAAGAGGACAAUCUGCUCAUCUACGGAUACGUGAUCAUGGCUAGCCUGAAAUGCAAGAUGUCGUGGCACCCUCUCCGCACACUUUUUUUGGAGUGGAACAAGAGGCAUAACACAUCACUAGCGCCGUUCCUGGCCCCAGAGGAGUAUCUGAUCCAAGGCGGCGGCGAUUUGAACAGCGGAGCAGAAGUUGGCAAGCGCAAACUCCAGGGAAACGCCGAUACUCUUCGGCGUCGCCUUAUCGUGCUCCUGAAGUCCACCGAUCUGGCCAAUCGAAUCCAUAGGCUCUCAGAGUAUUGGAAAAUCGCAUAUCUCCGUGGUGUCGGGGCCGGAAAGUUUGAGAUAAUCGACGUCACCGUUCCCAAGACCGUACCUCAUCUGCAGCUCAUCGACUAUGUCAUGUUUCUCAAGGCCAAGUGGGAAAGCGAAGAUGGGACCGACGAAGGCGCAUCUGCGCUUCGAUACUCGAGUGUCUUGAAUGAACGUAAUUACUUGCCCGCAACCGUGGCCUUGUUGGAAGAGCAAUUCCAAGUUGUUAAAUCAGUUGGUUUCGCGGGCGAGUCCACGGUCGAUGUUGUCAACAAGCCUGUCUUUGCGCUUGGACAGCAGAACAGCGUCCGAAGCCAGCUGCUGGCAAUGUAUUCGCAGAGCAUGUCCGGAUUGCUGUACUAUUCCGGCCUGGUUGACGACACGACCCAGCACGAGCUCCCUGAUCUGGACACUGACAUCAAUCUAGAGUCCAAGUUGAUCAAAGCGGUGUUGAUGAGCGUGCUUGCUACUCAAGACUCGGAAUACGAUUCCGAGAAGGCCAUGAUGAUCCUGGCUCGAUAUUCAGACCAGCAGCUGGCCAAUGCGACGUCGAUGCUGCACGAACAUGGAUCGAUUUGUCGAAGCAAGCUUAUGGGACCGCUCAAGCGGCUUCCUGGUCGAGGCUACCAAAUCUCAGAGAAGUUCUUGCAUGUUCUCACUGGCGUGUGGCCCAAGACUUUGUUCCAGGAAGCGAAGGAGUUUUAUGCACAGCUGCAAACUGAGCUACCCAAGCAGUCAAACACAGUGUAUCGAUUCGAACCCCUGCUCAAAGAUGGCUGUAUGAUGGUUCUGCUGGACUUGAUGGGAUAUCGCCGCCUCACUCCCAAGAUCAUGUUUGAGAAGUCGCCUAUCGAUAGCAACAUGCGCAUGACCGGACGCCGUUCUAUGUAUCGACUGGCACAUGAAGAAGAUUCGGUCGUACCCAUAUUUAGCGACCUGGACGACGACACAGCAAUGUCUGGCAUAUCGAAGUCGCAGCCAUGCUCGCAAGCCUAUCCUCCUAUCGACGAGAGCCUCCUCGAAAGCCAGGAUCCAAGCGAUCCUGCGAUUGACACGAUUCGACGCUGUGGCCAAGAGAACGCAGAGCAUGUGGCUGAAGUGGAGUGCGCAUUGUACCUCUACGCAACCAUAGUCCAAGCGGGUCGGUUGGGUAUAUCCUUGCUCAAUAUCAAGAGGCAAGCUCAGCAAGACUCGGUCAGACUGAGCGACUCUCAGCUGCGACUUCAGGUUGACAAGCUGUCGGCUUUGCGCCAUCCGAGGAUCGACAUAUCGAUUGUUGCCAAAGUGGGCUACCUGGAGGAAAGAUAUGUGUCACAUCGAUAUCUCGAUGCCUGGACGAUCAGCAUCAACUGCGCGGAUCAAGACUUGCAGAGCAUGUGGGAGAAGCAGGUCCAGCGUGGUCAAGAUGCCCUGGAUUACGUCCAACCCAAGCUGUGGACCAGCAUCAAUGGGCAGGAGAACUCGAAAAUCCUGCGGAUGUGCCUCCAGACGCUGUCCGGCGCCAUAUUGCGGUCGCCGGGCGUGCUGCAGUCGCAGCUUUAUCAGUGGUUUUCCACUGUCCUCACAUAUACCGAGAUGCUCAAGCUGCUCGAUAUUCUCGUCGACCAAGGCGUUUGCCGGCGACAGUACCUGCUGAAGCCAAAGGCGAUCCAGAGCAUCCUGGACGACGACGAUGAUGAUGAUGGCGACGGGCGUUUCUAUCGAGAAUGUGAUGCCAAUGUUAUUGACGAGAAUAAGCUCACAUGCUACUAUCCCGAGGAGAGCUUCUUCCUAUCCGUACAACAUGAAACGGGACACCUUGCUUGAGUCUCCGGCCAUGCUCCUCUCGAUCUUGAAUACAUCUGUGCAUCCAAUGGGCUCAUGUUCAUCGCCGUCCGCUGCUUCGCAAGUCUUGUCGAUAUUGUCGCUGCGAUCAGGUGCGCGAAACAUCGUGGUCUGAUCGCCAAGCGUUUUGGCUUGCACCGCACGUCAAACUCCUUCGCCCGGCGCACAGGCAUAGGCACCACCGCAGAGUCACCGCCCCGAGGCAUUUGCUCGCCAACGAGGAGCGUCGUGGGC